CUCAAGAUGAGGGUACACAGAAUAUUUCUCCUGGUAGUGCUGGGCUGCAGCUGGGCCGGUGGACGAAUUGUGCCAAAAUGUGAACUGAGAGACCAACUGAUCUGGGCAACCAGCAGCCUUCCACAGAAAGCAAAAGAUUCAGGACUGGACAGUGAGAAGUUCGUGACCAAGAUCGUCUGUUUUGUGGAAAACGUAUCAGAAUUUAACACCAGUUUGGUCAGUAACGGGCUGAGAGACGAUGGCAUUUGGCAGAAGAACAAUUCUUCUGGGGACUCGGACGACACACUCUAUGGCAUUUUCCAGCUCUGGGAUCAGCUGGUCUGUGGUAACGGCACAAAUUCAUCACCAAAUAUUUGUGCGAUAAACUGCAUGGACUUGAUUGAUGAUGACAUACAAGACGAUGUCCGCUGUCUGAUGAAGCUCUUCGUCGAUCUGGUUGAAAAAGGUUUUGGGGCAGCCCAUUGGAAGGAGCUAAAGAAAGAGAUUAAGCUCAUCUUGCAGGAUAAGUGCAAAGAUAAGCAAGCAGCUGAGUACUUUGCUGAAUGCCAUUAGUAAUGAAUCUUAUGUUAACAGGAAUAAAGUGAUUUGUGAAAAUAAAAUAAAACUAAAGCAUGUAAAGUAAAGAUUUAGAGUUGUCUGGAAGAACUGAAUUGAAUCUAGGAAAUGUGGAUUAAGAUGAGCAGUGUGAAGAGGAGAAUACAGAAAUGUUAACCAGUGACUUAGAUAAGUAGAGAUAAUAAUGUCCUAUGGCACAGGUACUGCCAUGGAGCAGCUCAAAGCACAAACAAAACAGUGAGACCACACAGAUAAUGGAGUUUUGAAUAGCAACAACAAAACAAUCAAAUUCAAUUACCAUCAAAAUAUAUGUGAUGAGUUCAUGAAUGUGGUGAAGGUGUUAAAAGGAAGAAAGAUGCUGUUGGCAUCAAGCCAUUUUUAAAACAGUCAGCCAGUAGGUGUACUUCCUUUAGGAACUGCCUCGCACACCCUGCCUGUCUCUACACAAAACCAGAAAGAGGACAGAGCAGGCAGAGUGGGAGCACUCAUCACCAGUGUGAGGUUGAUUACUAAACUUUAGCAUCAGGAGACACAAUAUAGAUGUAGGAUGUACUCGACAAGUAAGAUUCACUUUCAGCUUUGUCAAGAGCCCCAACAGUUCUAGCAGGACGGUGCAGAGCUAUCCAACUUGUUCUUACUGCAAGGUGUCAAAUACAGUUGGAGGCUGUUGGCCUCACAGAGACGAACAAGGUGUCCUUUAGUGUCAAAAAUCCAGAACCAUUUCAUGUUUUUAUUCACCCCAGUUGCUUUAGAAGCGCCAGUUAACUUACCCCUAUGCAUGUCUUUGGACUGUGUUAGGCUGCUGAAGUACUGGAUAAUAUGCAAACUCCACACAGAAAGGUUGAUCCCACCUUGAUUCAAAUGCAGGACCUUUUUGUUGGCAGGUGAUAGCCCUUCAAGGGCUGUAGUUUAAUUAUUUUUGAUCCUCAAUAAUGAAGACAUCUUUUUGUUCAAACAUGAUAUAUGACGCAAUAACAAAUGCUAAAAACAAUUCUGUGCUUCUUUCAGCCUGGCAUAGUUACAAAUAAUACCGCUAUCAUGGUUUCAUGUGCAGUGUUGGGAACAUAAAUCAGAUUUCUACUAAAGAUUAUGACCAUAACAUGUGAUCGUGUACAUCAUACAGUGUAUUAAAACCAUAUUAGAGUAAGCAAAUUUGUUGAUGUUGUCAUUCUGGCUUGUUACCACUAGAGGUCAGUCUUUGAUGCAGUUUCUUUAGAUUCUUCAUCCUGCACUUCUACAUUUGUCUUUCUCUCUGUUCCACUCUGUCCUUGGGGACAAGUCACACACAUGUC
This is a messenger RNA of Maylandia zebra (zebra mbuna), 1847 nucleotides long. RefSeq names its product lysozyme C, milk isozyme-like. The record is from RefSeq and is a predicted model, not a curated record. Gene Ontology annotation, molecular function: lysozyme activity. NCBI's taxonomy places the organism in Eukaryota, Metazoa, Chordata, Actinopteri, Cichliformes, Cichlidae.